CUCUCCCCCACGACUCCCCACCCACACCCCUCUGCGCUCCUGAUCCUCUUAUCCACUGAAGAAGAGGAUAAAGAUGGAUGUAGUCAACCAGUUGGUCGCUACUGGGCAGUUCACUGUCAUCAAACAGCCUUUAGGAUUCAUAAAGAUCCUACAAUGGUUUUUCGCCAUCUUUGCUUUCUCCACGUGUGGCUCUUACUCCGGAGUCUUCCGCAUGAGUGUGGAGUGUAAGAACCGCACGGAGAGUGACCUGGACAUUGACGUCGAGUUUGAAUACCCAUUCAGACUCCAUCAAGUGUGGUUCGAUGUGCCCACGUGUAAAGGCUCAGAACCGGAGCGGCUGUUCCUUGAAGGUGACUACUCUUCCUCGGCUGAAUUCUUCGUCACUGUCGGUGUUUUCUCCUUCCUCUACUCUAUGGCAGCUCUGUCCGUCUACCUGUUCCUCCUUGAGAAAUACCGUGAGGGACACCGUGGCGCACGGGCUGAUUUUGUGGUGACAGCUAUUUUUACCUUCUUUUGGUUGGUGAGCUCAUCAGCAUGGGCUAAAGGUCUCUCGGAUGUUAAGGAAGCCACCGACCCUGACGAGGUCAUCAAAUUUAUUCCGGCCUGUCGGCAUGAGGACAACCGCUGCAAAGAAGUGCAUGAGCCCAUUGUGUCUGGCCUAAACACAUCUGUGGCAUUUGGUUUCUGUAACCUGGUGUUAUGGGCAGGGAACCUGUGGUUUGUGUUUAAGGAGACUGGCUGGCUCGGCUCUUUGACUGGCACCUAUGUGCCCUCGGGAGCAAAACAGCCAGCACCAGAUUCCUAUGGCCAGCCUGGUUAUGGUCAGGACCCUUCCACUGGCCCUCAGGGUGGGUACCAACCCGACUACGGGCAACAAGGUGGCGGAUACGAGGGAGGAAACUACAACCAGGGAGGGUAUGAUCAGGGCGGUCCGACCUCCUUCUCUAAUGAAAUAUAAGUAAAUUCACACAGCAAAGCAGCUCUGCACAGAGCACAGGAGAGGGUGGUUGCAUAACCAAGGAUAAAGGAGUCUGCCUAUUACCCAUGAUCCCACACUCCUCUGUUACCCUGUAUGAACAAUGUGUGUACAGUAUGAGGGAGGGAGGGAGGGAGAGAGGGAGGGAUUAAGGGAGGAGGGGAGGGUACAUGUGGGAAUUUGGGACAGGGAUGUUCAUAAUGUCCAGUGGGGAAAAGUGCUUGUCUAGGAAGAACUAAACACACUUUCGUUUUCUCUCUUGUUUUAUUAUUCUCUGCAGGAGAUCUUUAGGGAAUGUCUAUUUUAUUAAAGUACAUUACAAAUAAAAAAAAUCUAUUAUAUCAUGUAAAUGGAUUUGACAUUGGUUUAAAUGGAUUGUGGAAAUGUUAAAGUAUCCCUGAACUUGCAAUUGACCAUUUGAAAAAAAAAAGAAAAAAAAAUUUCAAUAAUAAUAAGCUGUAUAUAUUUGUUUUAAUGCAGUAACCAGUAGGUGGCAUUGGAACAUCUCCACAGCAUGACCUCUCAAUAAAUAUAGAUAAUUAUGCAUGAUAAAAACAAUCCUGCAUUCUUUUGCCAUUUCAUGUCGCUAGCUAGCAAGCUAGUUAACUUCGACUAAACUAGCUUGCAUGUGUCAUCAGGAGACAUAAGUAGGAUUUCAGGCCCAACACAAGUUUAUUAAACUGCUAGCUUGCUUAGCAUGCUGCUACUCUGGUUACACUCUACCACCAGCCACUAAGCAUAUUUCAUCGAUCACCAAUUGAUCUCAAACAUAAUCCUCCAUGACUUUUACAGUAGUGUUCAGGGCUACUUUAAACAUCAGUGUAUUUUACAUGUGCUGUGUAAAUAUUUAUGAUAAUAUAUAUUUAAAUAGAUCUACAGUAUAUGGUGGAUAAAUGCUGCAAUGAAUGGUUAUAGAACGACAACAGAAGGAUUCAGUUGUGUCAGUGUGUGUUUCAAGACACAAUAGUACGUUUUUUUUUUUUUACAUUAAGCUGAACAUGGUUGUGUUCAAAAAGAGUGCUGCGUUCUGAUGAAUAUGUACGUUUCUUUCUUUUUUUAUUGUAUUUAUUUUUAAAAAUGUAUUAAUGUAGACCUGCAGGGAAAGGUGUGAAAAUUGUAGGCAGAAAUCAAUGUGUAUAUGAAUAAGAGCGAUAUUGGGGAAAACAGAAUACUGAAAUGAAUGAGACGUUCCACAGGAGGAAGAGAGAGAAACAAACCCGAGAUUUGAGCAUUUCCAAGAGUAAAAACUUGCACUUCUACAGACGCUUAAACAUUAUAUAAAGUAUAGUAUAUUUAUUGUUCAAGUCGUAUUUGAUAGAUAUGAUGAUGAACACCUGAUAGUGUUUGGGGUGCCAUGAUGGCACACAAACACACACACACACACACCAAAUAUCUGUCAAACCGUUGAGAAACUCUUUCAUAACGCUAACAAAACUGCCCUCAAUCUGUAUUCUACCACUAGAAAAAGGCAAUAAUCUUCCUAUGAUAUCUGAAACCUCAAGGUUUGUGUUAAUUUUGUUUAGGAUUUUCAGACAUUAAAAAAGCCCUUUUACAGUGGUUCCUUAAAUAAGCCCUUAUUUGUCUCACUUUAAGGUUUUAUGUGCAAAAAUAACGAGGCUGAUCCUAAAAACAGGCCAGAAAUCAUUGUGUAUUGAAUGCUAGGGAAAGAAAUUUGCAUGGUACUUAUUCCGGUGCUAUUAAGCAAUCUGUGGAACUGUUCACAAUGUGUAGUAUCCAGUGUAAAGACUACUUCUACGAUGCAUAUGUGAAAUUGAUCAGUCUGGCUUUUCCUCUAUGUUCCUUCCUCCCUCCUUUCUCUCUCUUACCCUGUGUUUCUUCUUCAUGGUUAAUAAAGUGUUGUCAGUAGUAACUA
Molecule: messenger RNA, 2849 nt
Organism: Silurus meridionalis
Lineage: Eukaryota; Metazoa; Chordata; Actinopteri; Siluriformes; Siluridae
Gene: sypb
Product: synaptophysin b
Exons: 8
Coding region: 74-958 (294 amino acids)
Cellular component (GO): synaptic vesicle; presynaptic active zone; synaptic vesicle membrane
Source: RefSeq, a predicted model, not a curated record